AUGACUGAUCUGACGGUAGAAAUGAUCGAAGAGAUCUGCGAUCGUAUCCAGACCGUUCAAAUUUCUGAUUCCAACCAUUCUCUCUCUUCUACCACAGAGGAACUCACAGAGACUGAAACUAUCGGAGAAGGAGAAACUAUUAAUUCGGAGGAAGAUAGCAUGUAUCGCAGAAACAGAGAAGUUUCUCCAACUCAGGGGCCCACGCUGCCAAUUUUGCAGAAAGUUAUCCAUUUGAGUAAUAAAAUUCAGAAUUUGAAGAAAGAACACGCUAGUCUCUCUGAUCAAGUAAAGACUGCUAAAGAUUCUUUUCCUGGUCCAGACAUUUUCGACAGUUUUCAGAAAUUCAGUUAUGAAUAUGAACUUCUAAAGAAGAAAUAUUUACAAGAGUUGUCUGAGAGGAAACGACUUUACAAUGAAGUGAUCGAGCUUAAAGGGAACAUCAAGGUCUUCUGUAGAUGUAGGCCACUAAAUCAAGUCGAAAUUACAAACGGUUCUAACAAUGUAGUCGAAUUCGACUCCUCUCUAGAUAAUGAGCUGCACAUCAUUUCCUCUGAUUCUUCCAAAAAGCAAUUUAAGUUCGACCAUGUUUUUAGGCCUCAGGAUAACCAAGAGGCUGUUUUUGCCCAAACUAAACCGAUAGUCACGUCAGUGUUGGAUGGCUACAAUGUCUGUAUAUUCGCCUAUGGGCAAACUGGAACUGGAAAGACGUUUACCAUGGAGGGCAAUCCAGAAAAUAGGGGAGUCAACUACAGAACAUUGGAUGAGCUGUUCCGACUUUCUCAUGAAAGAAGCAGUGUUAUGAGAUAUGAGAUAUUUGUUAGCAUGUUGGAGGUUUACAAUGAGAAGAUAAAGGACCUCUUGGUUGAAAACUCUGACCAACCACCUAAAAAGUUGGAGAUAAAGCAAACAGCUGAAGGAACACAAGAAGUCCCAGGACUUGUGGAAGCUCGGGUGAAUGGCACAGAGGAUGUGUGGGAGUUACUCAAAUCUGGAAGUCGUGCUAGAUCUGUUGGAUCUACCAGCGCUAAUGAGCUUAGCAGCCGUUCUCAUUGUUUGGUGCGAGUAACGGUAAAAGGAGAGAAUUUAAUAGAUGGGCAGAAGACAAGGAGUCACCUUUGGAUGGUCGACUUGGCUGGUAGUGAGCGUGUGGGAAAGAUUGAUGUUGAAGGUGAAAGAUUGAAGGAAUCACAAUUCAUUAAUAAAUCUCUUUCAGCACUCGGGGACGUUAUUGCAGCUCUUGCAUCCAAAACUGGUCACAUACCCUACAGGAACUCAAAGCUGACUCAUAUGCUACAGAGCUCUCUAGGAGGAGAUUGCAAAACCUUAAUGUUUGUUCAAAUAAGUCCGAGCUCUGCUGACGUUGGAGAAACCCUUUGUUCACUAAAUUUUGCAAGUCGAGUGCGGGGAAUUGAAAGUGGUCCUGCUCGCAAACAGGCUGAUCUCUCUGAACUUUUCAAAUACAAGCAAAUGGUAGAAAAAUUGAAGCAUGAUGAGAAGGAAACGAAGAAGUUACAGGAUAGCUUGCAAUCAUUGCAGUUGAGGCUUGCUGCCAGAGAACAUAUCUGCAGAACUCUCCAAGAAAAGGUUCGGGACCUGGAAAAUCAAUUGGGAGAGGAAAGAAAAAUCAGAAUAAAACAAGAAACACGAGUUUAUGCAGCUGCUUCUCAGUCUACAAAACAAGUAGUAGAGAAGAGCAAAACAGAGAAGAAGCCGCCUCUGGGUCCUUCAAAACCGAGGAUGCCAUUGCGAAGAAUCACCAAUUUCAUACCUCCACCAUCUCCUCUACAAAAACAGAAAACCACCAUUACUGGUUCUGCUGUAUCUUCAAUGCGUAACAAAGAAAACAAUCCAAGAAACACAACGGGAGGGACAAACACAAAAGGCCUUAUGAAACCCAGGCGUAUGUCCGUCGCAGUCAGACCUCCUCCUCCAAUGUCAACGCAGGUUUUUGAGCCCAAGAGACGUGUAUCCAUUGCCACCUUCCGUCCAGAGCUAACAUCAAACAUGAGUACACCGCUUCAAACCUCCUCUCCAUAUAGAAAUGGCAAUGUAGUUGGCAGGCAGUCAUUUGUCAGGGACCCAAAAAAGCCAAGGUAUUCAAAGUUGUUCUCUCCAAUGCCAGAGUUCAGGACUGCAUCAGAGACAACAACACCUACUGCUAUGAGAAACAGUAGUAAAUUCAUGGGGAGUCCUCCAACACAAGCAGGUUCAUGGAAGCCAAAGCACCCAAUAGUGGUUGCACUGCAACGAAAAUCUUUGGUGUGGAGUCCGCUCAAGGUGAGGAGCACGCAAAAUUUCCGGAGGCCAUCCUUGAUACCUUCAAGACCAUCCAAUGAGGGGCAAUGA
Dovyalis caffra is the source of this 2346-nucleotide messenger RNA. Lineage: Eukaryota; Viridiplantae; Streptophyta; Magnoliopsida; Malpighiales; Salicaceae. The record is from the annotation of a GenBank genome assembly.